AUGGAGAGGCUGGCUGAUCCUGAAAUCUUACGGCUGAAUUGUGUUUUUAGAUUUAAAGCAUCAGGAGGACUUCCUUAUCAUGUGAGGAUUUCAGACCAGAAGAUGAAAGAUGUGCUGUGUUUGAUUAACAGUAUACCUUUGCCACAGAAAUCAUCAACUCAGUCUCCAGAGAGACAGGUAUCGUCAGUUCCUGUUGCUUCAAGUGGGACAAAAGUUCUCCUUGGUACUUCAUUAUUGCUGAGUGAAAUGGAUUCAGAGUCUGAUGAUGAGUAUUUCGACGCUGAAGGCGGUGCCUCCCAGGUGCCUAGAGGUGCGCGAGGCUCCGAACCCCGAAAGGCUGCGGAGGUUCCGAACGAGGCCCUCGUUAAUCUUCUGCUCAAGUUUGAAGUUAAAGAAGUAAUUUUGGAAUUUACUAAACAACAGAAAGAAGAAGAUACAAUUCUAGUAUUUAAUGUUACUCAGUUAGGAACAGAGGCCACAGUGAGAACUUUCGACCUAACUGUGGUGUCUUAUUUAAAGAAGAUCAGCUUGGAUUACCAUGAAAUUCAAGGAUCAAGAAAAAAGCCCCUUCACUUGAUUAGCUCUUCUGACAAACCUGGGUCAGAUCUUUUAAAAGUAGAGUAUAUUAAGGCUGAUAAGAGUGGACCUAGUUUUCAAACCACUUUUGAAAAAACUGAACAGACAUUUAAGGUGGCCUUUUCCUCUUUGAACUUGUUGCUGCAAACCCAAGCUCUUCUCUCUUCUAUUAACUACCUGACAACCAUCCUUCCCUCAGAUGGCCUUGGAGUUAAUAUAGAAAAGUCUUGAAUAGAAUUUAUAUUAUCUGAAUUGUAUUGUGAAAUAACUCUUAUUUUCUUUUUAGUGAUUGUAUCCUCUAAAGACAGUGAUGUUAUUGGCUUCAGAUUGUUUGCCAAGUUAAAUGCUUUCUGUGUCACCAUUUGCAAUGAGAAGAGCAGUAUUGCUGAAAUCAGGAUACAAGGCCUCGACUCUUCUCUUUCUCUUCAGUCAAGGAAGCAGUCACUUUUUGCCAGACUGGAAAAUAUUAUUGUUACAGACGUUGAUCCUAAGACAGUUCAUAAAAAAGCUGUGUCAAUAAUGGGAAAUGAAGUUUUUCAUUUUAACUUGGAUUUGUACCCAGAUGUGACUGAAGGGGAUUCAUACACUGACAUGUCCAAAGUGGAUGGCGUGGUGUUGCUGAAUGUUGGCUGCAUUCAGAUUGUCUAUCUUCAUAAGUUCCUUGUGUCCCUUUUGCACUUCCUGAACAAUUUCCAGACAGCCAAAGAGGCCCUGAGCGCAGCCACCGCGCAGGCUGCAGAAAAGGCCGCCACCAGUGUGAAAGACCUUGCCCAGCGGAGUUUGCGCUUCUCUGUCAGCAUUAAUUUGAAAGCACUCGUUAUUGUCAUCCCACAGUCUUCUGUUUCCAGCAACGCUGUUGUGGUGGACCUUGGUUUGAUCAGAGUUCAGAACCAGUUCAGUCUUGGGUCUGGGGAAGGGUCUGUAAAUCCUCCUGUGAUCGAUAGAAUGGAUGUGCAGCUCACGGACCUGAAGCUGUCCAGGACAGUGAUCCAACCAGGCACCUCCCAGCCUGAUAUUCAGCUGUUGCACCCAAUUAACUUUGAGUUUUUUGUAAAUCAAAAUUUACCUGCAAAUUGGUAUCAUAAGGUACCUGUUGUGGAAAUUAAAGGACAUCUUGAUACAAUGAAUGUUUGUCUAAAUCAAGAAGAUCUUAAUGUUUUGUUUAGAAUACUGUCGGAAAAUCUUGGUGAAACUCCUGAAGAGUUAGAUAAAGUGAAACCAAGAGUACCAGAGACAGGUGAAAUCAAAGAUGCCCCUGAAGUUUCUACAUCACAGAGAUUACAAGCUUCAAAAGAUGCUUCAAGAGCUGAAAGAGAAGAAAUUAGAUCUGUAAACAUUGUUAAUGUACUGCUGAAUUUUGAAAUUAAAGAGGUUAUGGUGAUGCUGAUGAAAAAGGCGGAAAAGAGUGGGAGGCCAGUGCACGAGCUCAGUGUCCUGCAGCUUGGAGUGGAAGCUAGAGUUCAAGCUUAUGCCGUGACCGCUGAAGCUUAUCUCCAGCAAGUCAGCAUGCGGUGCCUGGAUUUCACUGACGCAGAAGGAGGCCCUCUGCACAUCGUGCGCUCCUCUCGCGUGACUAAGGAGCCGCUCCUGAAGAUGGCCUUGACCAAGGCAGACAGUGAUGGACCGGAAUUUAAAACUGUUCAUGACAAUACCAAACAGAGACUAAAGGUUUCAUUUUCAUCCUUAGACAUGUUACUUCAUUUAGAAGCUUUACUUUCCCUUAUGGAUUUUUUGUCAUCGGCUGUUCCAUCCUCUGAGUCAUCUUCUAGGAAGGAAUCUGAGCUAAAACCACUUGUAAGGGAGUCCAGAAGUAUUGCCAUCAAAGCUGUAUCUGGCACCAUUUCUAAAAAGGAUAUGUUCGAUUUAAAGGUUACAGCUGAAUUAGAUGCUAAAUGUUCUGUAGCUGAUGUUAAAAUACAUAGAAUGGACGCCUCUGUUUCUGUGAAGCCAAAACAGACUGAUAUGUUUGCCAGACUUCAGAAUAUCAUAGUAACAAAUGUUGAUUUGAAGUCCAUUUACAAAAAGGCUGUCUCCAUCUUGGGAGAGGAAGUCUUUCGGUUCCAGAUGACUUUGUAUCCAGACGCCACAGAAGGAGAAGCCUAUGCUGACGUGUCUAAAGUGGAUGGCAGACUUAGUCUCAAAGUGGGUUGUAUUCAGAUCGUUUACGUUCAUAAAUUCUUCAUGUCUCUGUUGAAUUUCCUCAACAACUUCCAAGCUGCCAAGGAAGCUUUGAGCACGGCUACCAUGCAGGCUGCAGAGAGAGCUGCUUCUAGUGUGAGGGACUUGGCCCAGAAGAGCUUCCGCCUUGCGAUGGAUGUGGACCUGAAAGCACCGGUUAUUAUUAUCCCUCAGUCUUCAGUGUCGUCUAACGCUGUGGUGGCAGAUCUCGGUUUAAUCAGCGUGGAAAACAGCUUUAGCUUGCUUCCUGCAGAACGUUACCCUUUCCCUCCAGUCGUUGAUAAAAUGAAGGUCCAACUCACUCAAUUGAAGCUGUCCAGAACUAUCUUGCAAGCUGACUUGCCACAGGAUGACAUUGAAAUCUUAAAACCAGUAAACAUGCUUUUGUCUAUACAACGAAACUUAUCAGCAACCUGGUACAUGGAAAUUCCUGGGAUCGAGAUAAAAGGAAAGUUAAAACCUAUGCAGGUUGCUCUCAGUGAAGAUGAUCUAACAGUUCUAAUGAAAAUUUUGCUGGAAAAUCUUGGGGAAGCUUCUCCACAGCCAAGCCCUACACUGUCUGUUCAGGAGGCUGUGAGAGUGAGGAAAGAUAUUCCAAGUGGACCAGACUACCUGAGAGAACAAGAACAUUUGACAGACUUAAAGCCUUCUGUGGACCAGACCGUCACACUCCAAUUUGACUUUCAUUUUGAAUCUCUGUCCAUUAUCCUUUAUAACAGUGACAUCAGUCAGGAGUCCAAACUUGCAUUUCAUAAUGAUAGUUUUCGUCUCGGUGAGCUCAGACUGUACCUGAUGGCCUCUGCAGGGAAGAUGUUCAAGGAUGGCUCAGUGAAUGUCAGCCUUAAGCUGAAGACAUGCACCCUUGAUGAUCUCAGAGAAGGCAUCGAGAGAGCCACGUCCAGGUCUAAUGAUUGACGAAAGAAUGACCAAGAUAGCAGCAGUUCUAUGAUUGAUAUUCAUUACAAACAAGACAAAAACACAAGUCUAAUUGAUGCUGUUCUUGACAAGCUGUAUGUGUGUGCCAGCGUGGAGUUUUUGAUGACUGUGGCAGAUUUCUUCAUUAAAGCUGUGCCUCAGAGCCCAGAAAAUACGGCGAAGGAAAUACAAAUGCCAUCAAGACACAUUACCAUGGGGAAAGUCCAGACAGAAAAAGAUGAUUCUGCAAGACGAAACAUGACCUUGAAGGCCAAGAUCACAGACCCGGAAGUGGUGUUUGUGGCCAGCCUGAGCAGGGCGGACGCUCCUGCGCUGUCGGCCUCCUUCCAGUGUAAGCUCUGUGUGUCCGCAUCUGGGCUGGAGCAGGUGAUGGAGGCAUCCGUCAAAGACCUGAGAGUGCUCGCUUGUCCUUUCCUCAGAGAGAAGAGGGGGCAAACUAUCACCACAGUCUUGCAGCCGUGCUCUUUAUCUAUGGAAAAAUGUACCUGGGCCUCGGGAAAACAGAAUAUCAAUAUUAUGGUUAAAGAAUUUAUAAUUAAGAUUUCACCCAUCAUUCUGAAUACUGUGAUGACAAUAAUGGCUGCCAUGUCUCCAAAGACGAAAGAGGAUGAAUCGAGAGACACAUCUAAGGAAAUGGAAAGUCUUUGGGAUAUCAAGUCUAUUGAUGAUUAUAACUCUUGGUUUCUUGGUGUUGACAUGGCAACCGAAGCAACAGAAAGUUUCAGAGCGAUGGAUCAUCCACUAAUAGAGGAAAACUGUGCUGUUGCUGUGGAAUCGGUCCAAGUCACUCUAGAAUGUGGCCUUGGGCACCGAACUGUGCCUUUACUAUUGGCAGAGUCCAAGUUUUCAGGAAAUAUUAAGAAUUGGACUUCCCUGUUGGCUGCUACUGCUGAUGUGACACUGCAGGUUCACUAUUACAAUGAGAUUCAUGCUGUGUGGGAGCCAUUGAUCGAGCGAAUAGAGGGGAAGAAACAAUGGAACUUAAAGCUUGAUGUACAGAAGAACCCGAUCCAGGAUAAAAGUUUGAUACCAGGAGAUGAUUUUAUUCCUGAGCCCAAAAUGGCAAUUUAUAUUUCUUCAGCAGACACAAUGAAUAUAACAAUAUCCAAAACGUGUCUCAAUGUUUUCAGCAAUUUAGCAGAAGGUUUUUCGGAGGGCACUGCUUCUACUUUUGAUUACUCUUUAAAAGACAGAGCUCCGUUUACAGUCAGAAAUGCUGUAGGUGUUCCCAUGAAGGUGCAGCUCAGUCGUAACCUGAGAGUGAUGGGCUCCCCAGGGAAGAGCGAUGUCUAUGGUGUGGAUGCCGGUCAGCAUCUGGAACUGGAGUAUGCCCGCACGGAACCUUCCUCUCAAGGGAAGCUGUCUGUGCUGAGCCAUCAGGAGAGUUCCUUCUUCACACUGACUUUCGUACCACAUGGAUACACAGAGGUUGCCAAUGUCCCUGUUGCCCGACCUGGACGGCAGUUGUACAAUGUGCGGAAUCCCCACGCCAAUUACUCAGACUCCGUCUUGGUACAGAUUGAUGCCACCAAAGGGAAUAAAGUCAUCACCCUCCGCUCUGUGCUGCAGAUUAAAAACCACUUCUCUGUUCCAUUUAUCAUCUAUAAACUGGUUAAGAAUGUUAAACUUCUGCAGCGCAUUGGAACAGUCAGCCCCGAAGAGGAGUUCCAUGUCCCUUUAGAGUCCUAUAGAUCUCAGUUGUUUAUCCAGCCAGCUGGGGACUUAGAGCAUCAGUACAAGGAGUCGACCACCUACAUCCCCUGGAAGGAGGAGCUGCACAGGAGCAGUUCCGUAACAGGGAGGCUGCAGUGUCCGGCGGUGCAGCGCAGCUUCCUGCCGCUAGUUGUGAACACGGUUGCCGAGCUGGACGAGUUGAGCCACAUCAGCGCACACGGGGAGGAUUGGAACCCGGCGUACAUCAUUCACCUCUACCCUUCUCUUACACUGCGGAAUCUGCUCCCCUAUUCCCUAAGAUACUUACUGGAGGGAACAGCAGAUACUCAUGAGCUGGCAGAAGGCAGUACAGCAGACGUCCUGCAUUCCCGAAUCAGUGGAGAAGUCAUGGAAUUAGUCCUGGUUAGAUACCUGGGCAGAGACUGGACUGGUCAUUUCCGCAUAUGUGACACGCUUCCCGAGUUCUUUCUUGUGUGUUUUACGUCUAACUCCAAAGAAGCAGUGACAGUUGACCUGUCGGUGCACAUCAGGCGAGUUGGCAACCACGUGGUGCUCUCCGUCUUUAGUCCCUACUGGUUAAUCAACAAGACUUCCCUGGUCCUCCAGUACCGCGCAGAAGACACUCACGUGAAGCACCCAGCUGACUUCAGGGACAUCAUUUUAUUCUCUUUCAAGAAGAAGAACAUUUUUAGUAAAAACAAGGUACAAUUAAAAAUUUCAACUAGUGCCUGGUCCAGCAGUUUCUCAUUGGAUACUGUGGGAAGUUACGGGUGUGUGAAAUGUGCUGCCAACGAUAUGGAAUACCUGGUUGGGGUGAGCAUCAAAAUGAGCAGCUCCAACCUCUCGCGCAUCGUCACUCUGACGCCCUUCUGCACCGUCGCAAACAAGUCCUCACUAGAGCUGGAAGUCAGCGAGAUUGCGUCCGAUGGCUCUGUGUCAACUAAUAAAUGGAGCUACAUUGCUUCUUCAGAGUGCCUUCCAUUUUGGCCUGAAAAUCUGUCGGGCAAACUUUGUCUGAGAGUAGUGGGCUGUGAGAGACCUUCCAAACCAUUCUUUUAUAACCGACAAGAUAAUGGCACUUUGUUGACCUUAGAAGAACUGAAUGGAGCCAUCUUGGUGGAUGUAAAUACUGCAGAACACUCCACUGUCAUAACUUUUUCUGAUUACCAUGAGGGGUCUGCACCUGCCCUCCUGAUAAACCACACACCGUGGGACAUCCUCACGUACAAACAGAGUGGAUCACAGAAGGAAGUAGUCUUAAUGCCAAGACAAGCUCGACUUUUUGCCUGGGCUGAUCCUACUGGCCCCAGAAAACUUACGUGGACAUAUGCAGCCAGUCGUGGGGAGCAUGCUCUGUUGAAGGACGAAUGUGGCCAGUUUCCCUGUGAUGCAAACAUCCAGAUACACUGGGUGUCAUUCCUCGAUGGCCGCCAGAGAGUACUGCUUUUCACGGAUGAUGUGGCCUUGGUUUCCAAAGCCCUGCAGGCAGAGGAAAUGGAGCAGGCUGACCAUGAAAUAACCUUCUCUCUCCACAGCCUUGGGCUCUCACUGGUUAACAAUGAAAGCAAGCAGGAAGUUUCAUAUAUCGGAAUAACCAGUUCUGGUGUUGUUUGGGAAAUGAAACCACAGCAGAAAUGGAAGCCUUUUAGUCAGAAGCAGAUACUCCUCCUGGAGCAUUCCUACCAGAAGCACCAGCGCUCCUGUGACCGCGGCUGGGUGAAGCUAGAGAAUAAUUUUGAGGUCAAUUUUGAUAAAGUUCCCAUGGAAAUGCGUCUUCCUAUUCAGUGCCCUAUUAAACGAGAUUUUCUGUCAGGAAUUCAGGUUGAAUUUAAGCAGUCUCCUCAUCAGAGGAGUUUAAGGGCCAGGUUGUAUUGGCUACAGGUCGAUAAUCAGUUACCAGGUACCAUGUUUCCUGUUGUAUUUCAUCCUGUGGCUCCUCCCAAGUCCAUUGCUUUGGAUUCAGAGCCCAAACCUUUCAUUGAUGUGAGUGUCAUCACAAGAUUUAAUGAGUACAGUAAAGUCUUACAGUUCAAGUAUUUCAUGGUCCUCAUUCAGGAAAUGGCCUUAAAAGUCGAUCAGGGGUUUCUUGGUGCUAUGGUUGCCCUGUUUACCCCAACAACUGACCCUGAUGCUGAAAGCAAAUGGUUACUCCAACAAGAUAUUGAUGCUCUAAACACAGAGUUAAUGGAGACUUCAAUGACUGAUAUGUCAGUUCUCAGUUUCUUUGAACAUUUCCACAUUUCGCCCAUUAAGUUGCAUUUGAGUCUGUCUUUGAGUUCUGGAGGUGAAGAAUCAGACAAACAGGAAAUGAUUGCGAUUCAUUCUGUCAACCUGCUUCUGAAAAGCAUAGGUGCCACUCUGACUGAUGUGGAUGACCUUAUUUUCAAACUUGCUUAUUUUGAAAUACAAUACCAGUUUUACAAGAGAGAUCAACUCGUGUGGAGUGUUGUUAGGCAUUACAGUGAACAGUUCUUAAAACAGAUGUAUGUCCUUGUGUUGGGCUUAGAUGUGCUUGGAAACCCAUUUGGAUUAAUUAGAGGUCUGUCUGAAGGAGUUGAAGCUUUCUUCUACGAACCCUUCCAGGGUGCUGUCCAAGGUCCUGAAGAGUUUGCUGAAGGAUUAGUGAUUGGAAUGAGAAGUCUCUUUGGGCACACAGUAGGUGGUGCAGCCGGAGUUGUGUCUCGAAUCACUGGUUCCGUUGGGAAAGGUUUGGCAGCAAUUACAAUGGACAAGGAGUAUCAGCAAAGAAGACGAGAAGAGAUGGGCCGACAGCCUAAAGAUUUUGGAGAUAGUCCGGCCAGAGGAGGAAAGGGCUUCCUGCGGGGAGUUUUUGGUGGAGUGACGGGAAUAAUAACAAAGCCUGUAGAAGGUGCCAAAAAGGAGGGAGCUGCUGGAUUCUUUAAAGGAAUUGGAAAAGGGCUUGUGGGUGCUGUGGCUCGUCCGACAGGCGGGAUUGUCGACAUGGCCAGCAGCGCCUUCCAGGGCAUUCAGAGGGCAGCGGAGUCAGCUGAGGAAGUGUCGAGCCUGUGCCCCCCUCGCCGUAUCCAGGAGGAUGGCAUCAUUCGUCCCUACGACAGGCAGGAGUCAGAGGGCCAUGACUUGUUCGAGCAAGAACUGGAAAUACAAGAGUAAAUGUUUCCCAUUCUACUACUUGAUUUCAUCCUUAAUCAGAACAAGCUGUGGUACUGACGGGGUGUGAGUCAGACUGAGAGCCACCUCUAGUGAGAUUGGCUUUAUAACUCUCCUCUCCAUUUGGGCUUUUGACCGUAGCAUUUGAUAACAAACAAAAGUGAUAGUGUAUCUGGUAAAACAGUGCUGGUAAGCGCUCAGUGUAAAAGAUGAGAGGUUGUGGGAAACAGCUGCUUCCAGUUUAGUAGGUGAAAGACAGUCCAAAACCAGAUGAUUCUGGUUCAUUUUGAAAAUUUUAUCUUACAGUGUUUAUGUGCAUGUAGGUAAAAUUGAAAAGAAAGGAGUAGUUUUUAUAUUCAGCCUAUUGGAUGUAUUCUUUUUUUGUUUUAAUUUUAUUUUAAAGAGGGUAAAACCAAACAUAACAAAACAGAACAAAGCAGAUCAGAAGAAAACAAUGUAAGAGACACAGAUUUGGAUGUAUUCUUAUGUUUGCAAGUCAUGAUGGUGGAAUAUUAUUUCCCAAAUUACUAAAUAGACUUUUGGUUCCCCAAUUACUAAAUUUACUCAAGUCAAAGGACGAUGAAUUAGGGCAUUUGUAAAAGUCAGUUGCUCUGAGUCUGUCUUUAGACUCUAAGUGAGAGUUGUCAUAUGAAGUUUGAGACUCUGUUUCCCUUUCCUCUUUUUUUCCCUUUUUAAUCUCAUGUUAUAUACAUGCUCAGUCUUGCAUUUAUGCUUUUCAGAGAUCCAGUCUCCUUGUUGGUUAUAUGUGCUUUGUAAUUUUUAGGUUUAAUUAGUGCAAACAGAAAGAGAAGUUAUGUGUAAUUUUUUAAAAUAAAUGAUUGAAAUGUUUAAUUGGCUUUAGCAGCAUCUUAUCUCACAGCUUUAUGCUGUGCCCAAAAUUGAAACUAAAGUAAAAUUUAGAUUUCUAAUGUGUUGCUUAUUUGAGCACAGUGAAACUAUGAACAUACAACAACUGUUCAAUUAUCAAGAUAAAACUACAGUUAUCAAGAUAAUUACUCUUUUGAUUCACAUUUAAAAGAAGCACUUUGCUGGAAACAACUGGCAUCUGAAGAGGACCCAGUGCAGGAGUAGCAGGACUGCUGCUCUUGGGCUGGAGGAGGUAGCCUGCAGGUGGAGCGCUUGCCUAGCGCCUGCCAGGCCCUGGGCAGCCCCCAGCAUACCCUCCGCUGCCCUGGCACACACAAUUUCUGUCCCUUAUGGGACCAGGUAUAACAAAACAUACAAAUACUAAAAGUAGUAUUUUCUUGGCUGUGUCAGUUUUAAUGAAAAUUAAAUUUUGGGAACUUUCAUACUUCAAGAUAUUUUUCUUGUUUACUUGUUUAAUUUUUUUAAAGCUCCUUAGGUUAUUAACCUUUUACUUGUGAUUUUUUUUGAACAAAUGUAUGUUAAUAAGCAUAAAACCUCAAGAAACUUUAUUAGUUUAUUUAGAGGUCAUCUUCUUGUCUGAUUUAUUAAUUCUUUAUCAGGCAAUCCUUUAGACUGUAAUUAUUAUUAUGGUUACUAGAAGGUAUAGAAUGUAUAUUACUGAGAGGACUUAGUAUUUUUUCCCAAGGGUGGUAAGCACAAAUACUGAGAAAUUUAAACUGUUUCACCCUUUACCUAUCUUACUGUGCUUAGAUAUUUGAGUAAGAAAUAUUUAUUGAUUAUUUAAACAGUUUCGGAUAUUUUUAAAAUCAACAUGGCCUUAAAGGACCACAUAUAGCAAAAGGUAAAUAGCAAAGAGUACUAGCAUAUAAAAAUGAUACCAUUUCAUCUCUUACAAUAAUUUAUUAGGUCUUUUGAUCCCCAUUUAAUAGUCAGCUCUAAGAAUUUCAUAUACCAGGUUUUCAUUAUGUUCUUCUUCUCUAUUCUUCUAGGAUAAUUACUGUUUACUGCAUAUGUGUGUGUGUAUAUAUAUAUGUAUGUAUGUGUGUAUAAUAUGUGUGUGUGUGUGUGUAGUCAGUUUUACAUUUAAUAUUAAUUUUGGCCCAGAUUAUAUAAGAUUUAAAAUGAGGUCCCUUACCUUUCCUUUUUAAUUAUAUUUUCCAUGUUCUUAGAAAUGCUUCAUUAGCAUUUUAAAUUCUUGCAUUAGCAUCUGUUUAGGUAACCUUACAUCAUGUAUUUUAUUUUUAAUUCAUGGUAUUAAAGUUUGUCUAUUAUUUUACAACAGUAAUAAUGCUAUGAUAGACAUCAGCAUAUAUUUUGUUUAUUCAUAUCUUGUGCUGUUUGCUUAGAGUUAACUAAAAAAUGAAGCACCAGGUAAAAGGCUUUCGUAUCCUGUUACUAACUCCACAUUGCAUCCUGAGAAAGGAGAGAGGCGAUGUUAUCAGCGGUGUUGAUCUCCUGCUUCCAUCAGUAAUUAUCUUCCUCUGAAUCUCAGAGCCUAGAGAAUUUUUAGUAGUACCUAGAAGGUCUGCCACAGUGUGUUCCGGUGAUAUCACACGUUAGAGGCUUUCAAGGUUGAAGUGCAAUAAUCUGACAACUAAUGAGAUGUAUACGAGAUAAAGAGUAGAUACUAUGUCUUGUACUUGCAUCUCUAAGCUAAUUUCAUUUUAGCAUUUAAAUUUCAAGGUGAAAAUAAAUUCCCAUAAUUGUUAAUUCUUUUCCCAUGUUCUCUUUGAAGAAAUUGAGGCCUAAUUGACAAAAGUAUUUAGCUAACUCAGAGGUGAGCUGUGAAACAGGUGAGCCUGGCUCUGAAAGCUGCACUCCUCCCUUCCCGAAGUUCAUUGCAAGGCUGAGGCCUCAGGCUUGGAGAUUUCUCCAUUUUGUCUGUGGGCUUGGUAAUUAUCAAGGGACACUUGGGGACCAACAUCUUUUAAUAACGUGUACUCAAGCAUUAAAACAAUAUCUACAACUGUGCUUUCUCUGCUUGCGAUUAUAUUGAUUAUAUUUUCCUGUAAUAAUAUUGAUAUUGUAUUCUUUGUUAUAAAAUAUUAUGGUCUUAUUCAGAAUGUUCACAUUCUGUAUUUUUAAAUAUAUUAUCCUCUGGUCUUUAUGUAUUAUAGAUAAUGCCAUUAAUAAUAUUUUCCUGCUAUUAAUUAUAAGAAAUUUGUUGUUUUUUAAUGUGUGUUGACUAAUUCAAAUCAAUACUUUUAAGAUAGUUUAAAAGAAAAAUAAAUCUUUUAAAGUGCUGUAAUUUAUAUUUGAAUUAUUUUAUGCUUGGUAUUUCUCUGUAGAAAUAAAUCUUAGCAACUAUUUUGAGAUCUUAGAACAUCUUCAUUUUCAUAUUAUCAUUGUAAUUUUUAUUAGAAAUAUAAUUUUAUAUACAAAUAUA
Molecule: messenger RNA, 11767 nt
Organism: Cavia porcellus (domestic guinea pig)
Lineage: Eukaryota; Metazoa; Chordata; Mammalia; Rodentia; Caviidae
Product: intermembrane lipid transfer protein VPS13C-like
Biological process (GO): mitochondrion organization; protein retention in Golgi apparatus; protein targeting to vacuole
Cellular component (GO): extrinsic component of membrane
Source: RefSeq, a predicted model, not a curated record